AUGGGAAAAGAUAUCAAUCAGUAUGCUUUAGUUCGAAAUAUCAUGAAUUUUGAUACCUUGAACAAGAACACUCGUGAUAUAAUAGCUGAAACAAGAAUCUGUGUACCAGAGCAGGACUUAUUAGCAAUUGAGCAAUUAAAUGCUGAUCAAAAAAAAGUUUUUGAUAUUAUUAUAAAUACAGUUUUUAUUGAGAAAAAAGGAGCUUUUUUCAUUGAUGGACCAGGUGGAACAGGAAAAACAUUCCUUUAUCGAGCACUACUAGCAGAAAUCAGGUCAAAAAGACACAUAGCUCUAGCUACAACAUCCUGUGGAGUUGCGGCUUCGAUUCUUCUAGGUGGAAGGACAGCUCACUCAAGAUUCAAAAUACCAAUUAGUGGAACACGAGAUAAGCAAUGCAGAAUUAGUAAACAAAGCUCAUUAGCAAAACUCCUGCAAUCUACAAUUCUGAUCAUCUGGGAUGAAGCUCCAAUGACACACAAGACUUCGAUUGAAAGUGUUGACAAAAUUCUCAGAGACAUAAUGGACUGCAACAAUUUGUUUGGAUCAAAGGUCAUUGUUUUUGGAGGUGAUUUUCGUCAAGUCUUGCUAGUUUCUAACUGUUAA
This is a messenger RNA of Coffea arabica (coffee), 603 nucleotides long. NCBI's taxonomy places the organism in Eukaryota, Viridiplantae, Streptophyta, Magnoliopsida, Gentianales, Rubiaceae. The record is from RefSeq and is a predicted model, not a curated record.